GGCAGGGCGAAAAGGUCGGCGUCGAGGAAGGCAAGCCGAAGAAAAGGAACCACUGCUUGCUGCCCGAGCGCCCCGCGAUGGUCUUAGUGGUGGUCAUGGGAGUGAGCGGCUCCGGGAAAUCCACAGUGGGCUCACUUCUGGCAGAUAAGCUAGGUUGGAAAUUCUAUGAGGGUGAUGAUUAUCAUCCAGAGGAGAACAGAAAGAAAAUGGCCGAAGGAAUACCUCUAACUGAUCAGGAUAGGAUACCAUGGCUUUGCCACCUACAUGAUAUAUUAAUGAGAGCACAUGCAUCUGGACAAAAUGUCAUCUUAGCUUGCUCAGCUCUGAAAAAAGUGUAUCGGUGCAUUUUGGAGAACGGAGAGGCUGGUUGUCAGAGUUUGAAUAAUCAACAAGAAGAAAAGGAGUCCACUCAAAGAAAGAUCCUUUUUGUCCACCUGGCAGGGCCAAUAGAGCUCAUUGCCAGCCGUCUAGAAAAAAGAAGUGGACAUUUCAUGCCACCAAGUCUACUACAGUCUCAGUUUGAUACUCUUGAACCGCCACGUGUGCCAGAAAACUUUAUCACUGUUAAUUUGGAAAAGUCGGUUUCAGAAAUAGUAUCUGACAUUGAAAGACAUCUGAGAAGUUUGUACUGAUGUUUCUCCAGGUUUUCUUGUUUUGAAGCAGGAUAACCCCAAAUAAAAUGUUGCUCUCACAUAAUUUAUUCUCCUGAUUAAGCAACAUAUUUAUGUUUUAUUUACUAUACUUGUAGCAUGAAUAGAAAAUUAAGCCUGCUUAGUUUUUGAUUUAUUCAUUAUCUUAUAUCUAAUUUAAGAUUUUUUAAAUAUCAUAAUAUUGACAUUUAUUUUAAAAACUGCAGUUGAAAGUUUAAACAAACUCUUGGUGAGCAAUCAUAUAUUUCAUUUAUACUUGCUGAGUGAGAGAAAAGACUGCUGUUGCAUUUGGUAAAGUGGAGUAUCAGAAAACAUAGCAAUAUCCUUGAACCAGCUGAAAAUGUAAUUUCAUAGUAGUAAAAUGCUGCCAAAAAAAGGAGAAUUGGAAUGUUGAAAGCAACAGGACCUCUUAUUCUAGGGUGACUAACGCAAAAUCCUACUCUGUAUCUGUCUAUCCAGCAUAAGCAUAUUCUUUUUACUGGGUGGGGAAGGGGCUACAUUUUAAUUUGUAUUAAAAGGCAAAAUCAUAACAUCAAAA
Messenger RNA from Protobothrops mucrosquamatus (brown spotted pit viper), 1188 nucleotides. RefSeq names its product IDNK gluconokinase (gene IDNK). The record is from RefSeq and is a predicted model, not a curated record. The coding region runs from base 78 to 632 and encodes 184 amino acids. The transcript is spliced from 5 exons. Gene Ontology annotation, cellular component: cytoplasm. Lineage: Eukaryota; Metazoa; Chordata; Lepidosauria; Squamata; Viperidae. Gene Ontology annotation, molecular function: gluconokinase activity.